AUGUCUGGACGUCCAGGUGUGCUACUUCCCCCAAUCAACUUCAUCUUCCGGCUUCUUCAAACCCGCGCGACCGUCUCGAUAUGGCUCUACGAGAACUUGGGGAUGCGCAUUGAAGGAAAACUAAGGGUGCGUGCUACACAAAAACGGAAAAGACUUCGAGGAUGUAUAUUGACUGAACUGCAGGGCUUUGACGAGUUCAUGAACCUGGUUAUUGAUGAUGCGGUUGAGGUCACAUUGUCAAAGAAAGAUGCUCCUGAGGAGCGGAGGAAGCUUGGUCAAGUACUUCUCAAGGGUGACAAUAUCUCCCUCAUCCAGCAACUCCAAUGA
This is a messenger RNA of Periconia digitata, 327 nucleotides long. NCBI's taxonomy places the organism in Eukaryota, Fungi, Ascomycota, Dothideomycetes, Pleosporales, Periconiaceae. The record is from the annotation of a GenBank genome assembly.